GCGUGCGACCUAUAAUUACAGUGAGAUAUGUGUAGGUGGAGGGGAAACUAGGAGUUAUAAAGCAAUGCACUUUAGUUUGGAAAUGGAAGAACAUGUACAGUUUUAAAUUAUGUACAACUUUAGACUAAUUAACAAGAGUCGCCCCAAAUGUAUUUUGUGUUUGUAAUUCAUUUGUACAGGGAUGGCAGUAAGACUCCCACUGCAUAGCAGUUGGAUCCAUUCCUGCUUUUAGUACUAUGAGUUUAAGACACACAUGAGCGCGUUACCUAUACCCUGGGGCUAAUCAAACCGACCCGUGAUAUCAAGCGGGUCCUGCCUGUAUUAGUCAUUAACAAUGCGAAAUUCCAAAACAACCGCUGCACAGAAUAAUGAACAAAGUAAACGGGGUGCAUUCACCUGGUUUAACGAGCUCUGCCCGUCGCAAUGUUUGCAAAACAAUAACAAAUGCCUCCUCGCUUGGCUUCCUUCUUCCACAAACUUAACAUAUUUGAAAUGUAUUUAACACCUCGAUUCAUAAAAGCUCAUUUAAUCUUGUAUUUGUUUUCUGUGUACCAUUCAUUUUGAUUGUACUGUGCAUCCCCUCCAGUCUGUUACUGCUACAGGGAAUGUGUCUUCUGUUUGUGUGGAGAGGCUGGGUACCUGCGCUCCCUCACAUCCUCAGCCUUGUUUUUUUUAUUUUUGUAAACCCGUGUAGCUGCCGUGUGUCGGGGUCAUUUGGAUCAACGGGGGGUAUUAAAGAGGCUGAGUCAGUCUAGACAUUUCUCGAAAAACAACUGCAUCCCACUCCCAGAUGAUAUCUGUGGAAACAGCAGAGCGCAGAAAGAGGUUUGCAGGACUCUCUUACAGCAGACUGGAGAGGAGGCGAGGGAAGGCAACAUUGAAGAAUAACAGGACACAGCACGUGAAGCCCACCCAGCAUGACCAUCAAACACAAUUUCAGAUGAAAUCAGCAGGUUGCUCGUAUUUGACCACUAGAUUUGACUCCCAUGACACUGAGAAUACCAAACUAUGGACAAGAAAACAGCAACUGGCCUUUCAUCUAAACCAUCUGAGCACGGAGACCAGCGGAAGCAGCUCCCCUACUCUGUCGAGACUCCAUAUGGCUUCCACUUGGACCUGGAUUUCCUGAAGUAUGUUGACGACAUCGAGAAAGGCAACACCAUCAGGAGGGUUCUCAUUCAAAGGAGGACCAAAGCCCCGAAGUUCAGCACCCUGCCCAGGAACUUCAGCCUCCCGGAUAACAGCUCCAGAUCCCUUCCCAGGGAAAGCUGGACUUCCACUUGCUCUCUCGUGCCCAGAAGCACAUCCAGGGAUGUGGAGGUCCAGCAGAUCUUCGAGUUCCGUGCGGCUGCCCAUGUUUCUGUAGGAGUUUCUCCAAGAGCCCCGGGUGUCACGAGCAGAUCAGAGAGAGCUGCCGCAGGGGAUGUCAGGACCAGAGCUUUUGAUGAGCAGCCACUGGGCUUUAGGGUUAGACCGCAGUUGUUGAGGGCUUCAAGCAUGCCUGUUACUGUCCUGCAGAGAAAGAACUCUGAGAAUUCAGAAGAUCAAACCGAGCCGCUUCCCGGACACAGCACCAAAGACAAUGGCUCAUCCGAAAAUGUGUUUUGUUCAAAUGAUUGCUCCUCCACCCAGGAGACAGCCAAGAACUGUGAAGCUGUCUUAACUUCGGAGGUCAGCAAUCUCCGGCAGCAACUCGCAGCUGCUUUGCAAAGGAUCAAAGUGCUGGAAGAGCAGGUGAAAACAAUUCCUGAGCUAACAGAACAGGUGUCAACACUGACGGAAGAGAAAGGCAAUCUCAUUCUACAGCUCAACCGUCAGCUUGCGGUUUCAGUGCAAGGAUUUCCCCAGACUACUGGCAGUGAAAACACAGAACACGAAAAACAUAGUUUGCAUUCACUUACAAGCAACAGUACAGCCAAAAAUCAAAUUGCAUCUUCCACAGAUGUGUUAGCAUCUGCAACCCCAUUGACUACAAAGGCAAGUGAAGAUCACAGUCAUUCUCAGCAGCAGAAAAUAAGCACUGAUCACAAAGAACUAGCCAGCACGCCAAUGGGAUCUUCAUUACAAGACGUGGCUGUCUGUGUCACUGAAGGAGGGGCAGGUUCAGCAGCUCAGAAGACUAACAGUGAUACAGAAGCUCUCACCAGUAUAGCACUGAGGACAAAACUCACGGUUCUAGAGAAGCAGUUAAGUGACACAACUAAAGAGCUUGAGAAAGCAAACACUCUCCUGAAGCAGAAAGUGGAAGAAAACAAGGUGAAAGAGCUUAUGCUUGAGCAACAGUCAGAGCAGGAAAACUCUAGUCCCCAGCUGAAAGGAGCUGAGGUGGGGGAGCAGACCGAAGAAGUAGUGAAGAGCAAGCAGUCUGAUUAUGUUCAGCGCUGCAAUGCCUCAGUGAACACAGAAGCCAGCUCGGAAGUAAAGACGUUCUCUGACAAAGGCACCACCACAGACAUGCAGAUUCCAACCGGGUCGGUAGAAUGUGGCGCUGGUACAACCAUUACUGAGACACCAAAGAAAGAUCUGAGAAGCUCGAGCAUUCAAACAGACUCUUUGGAAGUCAGGAGCGUUGGAGUGGUAGCAUCUGUCCAGACUGGGGAAAAAUCAAUAGCAGCUACAGUCAGUGCUUGUGACAAAACCAUUGAAACCGAUCAACCAUUGAUCCAUGUCACAUGCAAACCUGUUGAAAAAAAAGUAGCAGACCUGGAAAAGGAAAGUGAAUGCAUGAAACAAUGUGCCUCUAGCAGAGAGUCUGACCUCACGUCUGUUGUGGGUGACUGUAAAUCUAAGGAAGAGUGCGUCAGGGAAGUGGCACAGGAUUGCAAGAAAGAAGGCAAGGGUGACCGUGAAGAACCAAUGCCAUCUUCCUCAAUGCAGGCCACCAUAGGACACUAUGUCACAAAGAUCCAACAGCUUUUGCACGAGCAGUGGGCGGUUUUGGAGAACGGCUACCCAGAACUUACCAGCACACUAAAGCAGCCAGCUUCAAAGAUCAGUUCAAUCCAGGAGCAGCUGGUCAGCUCUCUCAACGCACUGUCCUCCAUGUACUCUUCACAAGCAGAGAAAGAGGCAACCAAUGGGAGCAGUGCUCAGCAAGCAGGGAGCCCCCCAGCUACAGCUCUCAAAUCCAUCAUGAAGAAGAAGGACUGCAGCGUCAGCGCAGGGAAGAGCGCAGCGAAGAAGAAUCUCAAGUUUGUUGGCAUCAAUGGGGGCUAUGAAACGACUUCGAGCGAGGAGUCGAGCGGUGAGGACAGCAGGCAGGACAGCAGCUCUGGCACGGAGGAUGGCAGCUCAGUACCCGGUGACAGGGCCAGCGAGAGGUCAGCCGCGGGGGUCAUGGAAACACGGAUUGCUGCUGAGGAGGCCAGCGGUCUCAGCUGCCUUCAAGACAGCCAGGCUGAGGAGGCUGACAGGGAAACAGUACAAGAGAAUUUUCUGGCUGCCUGUCAUUACCUGAAAGAUCACCUCACAGAGACUGCGUUCCCCAACAAGGAGAUGAGGCAGUGCCUGCGCGUGGUGUACCAGGAGUGGUUCAGAGUCUCCAGUCAGAAAGCCUCCUCGGCCGACAGCGUGGCUGGGUACCUCAGGGAGCUGCAAGCAAUGACCCCGGAGCUGAUGGGUUUCAUUGUGAACCUGGCAGACGGGAAUGGAAACACUGCUCUCCAUUACAGCGUGUCCCACUCCAACUUCCACAUUGUCAAGCUGCUGCUGGGUACAGGGGGGUGCAAGGUGGACCAUCAGAACAAGGCUGGCUACACUGCGAUCAUGCUGGCUUCACUCACAGCCACGGAGUCCCAGGAGGAGAUGGAGGUGGCCUUGCAGCUUCUGAGACAGGGAGACAUCAACACCAGAGCCAGCCAGGCUGGUCAGACGGCCCUGAUGCUGGCGGUCAGUCAUGGCCGGACGGACAUGGUGAGGUCCCUGCUGGCGUGCGAGGCUGACGUCAACAUCCAGGACGAUGACGGCUCCACGGCGCUCAUGUGUGCCUGCGAGCACGGCCACGCGGAGAUCGUGCGGCUGCUGCUGGCCCAGCCAGGCUGCAGAGCACAGCUCGCCGACAACGAUGGGAACACUGCUUUGUCUAUUGCACUGGAGGCCUCCCUCUCAGAGAUUGCUGACCUUCUCUAUACCCACGCAGGCCAGAGGGACUCUCCGGCUUCAUAGCAACUCCAUCCAAAGCCUUUCUCUUAUUCCGAGCCGCACAGCUACACAGGGCCUACUCAGCAGAGCCAUACAGCUCCCACGAUCGCCUCUAAACAGGACUUCAGAGCAGCGUCUGGAUUGAAGGAGCUGCUUCCAAUAUUUACUGUAUGUGCAUUCUUUCUAUGUCCUUAGCAUUGUGCUAAUGCCCCUCGUACACGGAUUAGAACCACGCGAGGGACACGCAGCAUAGCUAGCUAUGAGGUGGGGCUGUCGUGUUCCUGUGUGUUGCAAGCGCGCUGCUCUUUGCCAUGUUUGUGGAACAGCGCUGUUUCUCCGUGUAAUCGUGACCAACCCGUACCUGCUGUGUGUGAAGAAGAUGGGCUGAUUACACAGUGACUUGGGAGCAGAAAUAAAUACAUUUUAAUAAAACUAGCAGAGACUUUGAUGAAUUUUGUUUCUUUUUUUACAAUUAACAUCACGUACAGACAUUCUAGUUGUUGUGGAGGGUACACUCUGAUUUUUUAUAUUUUUAUUAUAAAUGCCCGAGUCCUGUACUUCUCGUAUUCCAGUUCUGCACUUUGCUUCACCUGGUAUUCAUGACACUGAAAACUAUACCCCUCCGACACUGAAAACCAUAUCCCUUCAACACUGAAAACCAUACCCCUGCUCCACUGAAAACCAUACCCCUCCAACACUGAAAACCAUACCCCUUCAACACUGAAAACCAUACCCCUUCGACACUGAAAACCAUACCCCUUCGACACUGAAAACCAUACCCCUCCGACACUGAAAACCAUAUCCCUUCAACAAUGAAAACCAUACCCCUGCUCCACUGAAAACCAUACCCCUCCGACACUGAAAACCAUACCCCUUCGACACUGAAAACCAUACCCCUUCGACACUGAAAACCAUACCCCUUCGACACUGAAACCUAUACCCCUGCUCCACUGAAAACCAUACCCCUCCGACACUGAAAACCAUACCCCUUCUACACUGAAAACCAUACCCCUUCUACACUGAAACCUAUAUCCCUGCUCCACUGAAAACCAUACCCCUUCUACACUGAAAACCAUACCCCUGCUCCACUGAAAACCAUACCCCUUCUACACUGAAAACCAUAUCCCUGCUCCACUGAAAACCAUACCCCUGCUCCACUGAAAACCAUACCCCUUCUCCACUGAAAACCAUAUCCCUGCUCCACUGAAAACCAUAUCCCUGCUCCACUGAAAACCAUACCCCUUCUACACUGAAAACCAUAUCCCUGCUCCACUGAAAACCAUACCCCUUCUACACUGAAA
Acipenser ruthenus (sterlet) is the source of this 5441-nucleotide messenger RNA. RefSeq names its product KN motif and ankyrin repeat domain-containing protein 4-like. The coding region runs from base 1009 to 4164 and encodes 1051 amino acids. Gene Ontology annotation, cellular component: cytoplasm; cytoskeleton. NCBI's taxonomy places the organism in Eukaryota, Metazoa, Chordata, Actinopteri, Acipenseriformes, Acipenseridae. The record is from RefSeq and is a predicted model, not a curated record. The transcript is spliced from 12 exons. Gene Ontology annotation, biological process: negative regulation of actin filament polymerization. Gene Ontology annotation, molecular function: protein binding.